Pogoniulus pusillus (Red-fronted tinkerbird) is the source of this 939-nucleotide messenger RNA. RefSeq names its product NK2 homeobox 5 (gene NKX2-5). NCBI's taxonomy places the organism in Eukaryota, Metazoa, Chordata, Aves, Piciformes, Lybiidae. The coding region runs from base 40 to 939 and encodes 299 amino acids. Gene Ontology annotation, biological process: cell differentiation; regulation of transcription by RNA polymerase II. Gene Ontology annotation, cellular component: nucleus. Gene Ontology annotation, molecular function: DNA-binding transcription factor activity, RNA polymerase II-specific; RNA polymerase II cis-regulatory region sequence-specific DNA binding. The transcript is spliced from 2 exons. The record is from RefSeq and is a predicted model, not a curated record.
UGACCCUGAGCUUCGGCUGCAGCCUCGCACUCCUCCGCAAUGUUUCCUAGCCCUGUGACAACGACGCCCUUCUCGGUUAAGGACAUUUUGAACCUGGAACAGCAUCAGAGUGGCCUGACCUCCAUGGAGCUCUCCUCGCUGUCCUCCUCCUCCUGCAUGCUGGCCACCUUCAAGCAGGAAACCUACAGUACCGAGCCCCCGGCCCUGCCCGACCUGCGGGAGGAGCUGCCCGAGCCCCAUCCGGCCAAAACCGCCACCACAGCCUUCCCCGGCUCCUACUACGUUAAAAGCUACGUGGAGAUGGACUCGGACAAGGACCCCAAGGUGGACAAGAAAGAACUAUGUUCUCUGCACAAGAGCCUGGAGCAGGAGAAAAGAGACAUGGAAGAUCCCGAGCGCCCCAGACAGAGGAAAAGGAGGAAACCUCGUGUUCUCUUUUCUCAAGCCCAAGUCUACGAACUGGAGAGAAGGUUCAAGCAGCAGAAAUACCUCUCGGCUCCCGAGAGAGACCAUUUAGCUAACGUCCUGAAGCUCACCUCCACCCAGGUGAAAAUUUGGUUCCAGAAUCGAAGGUAUAAAUGCAAAAGGCAGAGACAGGAUCAGACCCUCGAAAUGGUGGGCAUCCCUCCACCCCGGAGAAUAGCGGUGCCGGUGCUGGUGCGCGAUGGGAAACCCUGCCUGGGGGAAUCUUCUCCCUACAGUUCGCCGUACAAUGUCAGCAUUAACCCCUAUAGCUACAAUGCCUACCCCGCGUACACCAACUACAACAGUCCAGCCUGCAACGCCAACUACAACUACCCAUCCAUGCAGACCAUGCAGCCCUCGGCAGCCGGCAACAACUUUAUGAACUUCAGCGUGGGGGACUUGAAUUCCGUGCAGACACCCAUCGCGCAGGGCAACGCGGGCAUCUCCACGUUACACGGGAUCCGAGCCUGGUAG